AUUGGUUAAGAUCGAACUUUACCGAAAAAUGUCAUUCAGGAAUUCUCUUUCUCCAUUCGCUCCACUCGGAUCCGAAAGAUGACGACAUGUCGAUGGCGCGGCAUCUCCAUAAGUUUGCGAAGUGGUUUCCCGGCAAGUUCACGGUCCCCUCUCGGGUUCUUGUCGUGCCGACCAGGAUCCCGGCGUAUAUUCUUUCCGAGGACAGGCUUAGCCAACGGUUGUUGCAACUCGAAAACUUAGCGGGAGUGUUGAAUGACAAUGGUAACAGAUGGCACGUGUCACUGCUCCCUGCGACCUUUGAAGGAAGACCAGAAACAGCAUGGAAUGCGGUACUGUUGCUUCUCAAGGAUACACUUGAGACGCAGACAUGACUUCUCCCUGUCGAGAUCUACAUUGAAACGUAUGCCUCCGAGACUCCCAGAUGGCUGUUUAGUUCUCCAAAGUCUUGCCGAUUUUCUUCUGAAGGAGUUCAGGGAUGAAGGAAGAGACGGUGGUUUGGACACGAUAAUCGCCCUCGCGCGAACUGCAGUGGAGUUCGCUCCACCGGGACACCCACGACUCCAUACAGCUCUUAUUAACCUUAUUGACCUCCUCUCUGAACGAUGCAAGAAGGUAGACACAAAAGUGGAUCUGGAUGAGAUGAUUACUCUGAGGCGAGCUGCGUUGGAAUCUGUGCCCCAAAACCACCCAAGAAGACGAACGAUUCUUCUUGAACUCGACGAUUGCCUUUAUGAACGCUUCAAGAAGGGGGAUGACAUGGCGGAUCUUGAGGCAAUUGUAUCUCUUCGUUGGGCUAUGUUGGAAUGUACUCCCCAACCGGACCAAUGCAGAACUGUUCUCAAUCUCGCUAAUUCUCUUCUCGAAAGAUUCGAGAAACUGGGCUUGGCCACCGACGUAAAGGAAGCAAUCAACCUUGGACGUACUGCUUUGGAACUUUGCCCUCUGGGACAUCCCGACCGUACAUUGUCUCAGGACUGCCUUGCGAAUUAUUUGGAUGCGAAGAGUAGAAAACAGGGUGCCCAAGCCCGAGCUCGCAUAGCGGGAGCGAGGGGCGAUCCCUCUAGUUCCGCCGACAUCUGGCUAACGAUCAAGAAGAUUGUUUUCGAAACAGUCGAAAAAAUUCCAUUACGGCUGUUGCAUACAUCGACUGGCGUUCUAUGCAAUCGGGAUGCCCUGCUAUCCCUCUUCGAGGGUAGCCUUGAAUAUGGCCAGCUACCUUCGUCGAUGACCGCAUGUGACGGCCAGCGACAAGAAGCCCUAAUCCGUGAAACAGUCACUAGGUUCUUUAAAUUCGCCACAUUAUCUCACAGAUGGGGAAGUGCGGAGCCGAUACUGCGUGAUGUUGAGGGUAAAAGUAUCUAUGAUUUGGACGGUGGAGACGGUUUGGAAAAGCUUCAACGGUUUUGUGCUCUCGCUCUCAGACGUGGCUUCUUGUGGGCAUGGAGCGAUACAUGUUGCAUUGACAAAGACAGCAGCGCUGAAUUGCAAGAGGCGAUUGGGUCUAUGUUUUUUUGGUAUCGCUCGUCGUCACUGACGCUUGUGCACCUCUGCGACGUCUGCAACACCGAUUUCCUUGCCAAUAGUGUCUGGUUCAAACGAGGCUGGACGCUCCAAGAAUUGUUGGCUUCACGUGCUGUCUUGUUCUAUACGCAGGACUGGUCACUCUAUAUGAACCGUGAAUCCGCAAAUCACAAAACAGACCCCGCCUUGCUCGAAGAGGUCGAGAAGGCAACCGGAAUAGAAAAACAGCAUCUCAUUGACUUUUAUCCAGGCCUGGACAAUGCGCGAUCUAGACUGCACUGGGCAUCAGUCCGUAGUACCACUCGGCCGGAAGAUAUUGCCUAUUCACUUUUUGGAAUCUUCAAAAUUCACUUACCAGUCCUCUAUGGUGAAUCUGUGGAGAAUGCGCUCGGACGUCUCCUGGCAGAGAUCAUUUCACGUUCUGGAGACAUUUCGGUUCUGGACUGGGCUGGGGAGGCAUCAUCGUUCAAUAGCUGCUUCCCUGCCAAUCUCGUACCGUAUCAGACGGUGCCUGACAUCCAGUUGACCCCCAGUAACCCUGCCAAACAUGAUGAUCUGGAUCCUGAAAAGGCACAGAAAUUGUACAAUAACCUUGCAAGAUUACCACGGGCCGGAUUUGUUAACAGCAAGCUUGUGUUGCCCUGCACCGUCCACCCGGCCACUGUAGUCAAACUACAAGGGACCUCGACUAGACCCUCCGACCGCUAUACGUACACGAUUCAUGCGUCGCGCCUUACUCCCCUCGAGCUCGCGCUGUCAGCCAACCUCGACGAGGGUGCCGGUAGAUAUGUUCUUGUUCGUCCGUGGCAUCCAAAAGCACUCCCGACGCAAAGCGGCGGCGAUGAUGACGCUAUGUGGGAGCUGUUGGAACAGCUGAAGCAACCAUUCAACACACUUCUACUUGAGAAGUCGCGUCACAAUGAGUACAGGAGAAUCGCAAGCGACUGUAUGAUUACUGCUUACCCUCAGGAUCUGACCAGUGUCUUAGAUAGUCAAGUGCUGAUACCCGAGAUCGUGUAGGAAGUCUUUCUUACCGAAAGUGACCUGCGUCACC
Messenger RNA from Pisolithus orientalis, 2575 nucleotides. RefSeq lists its product as uncharacterized. The transcript is spliced from 3 exons. Gene Ontology annotation, molecular function: protein binding. NCBI's taxonomy places the organism in Eukaryota, Fungi, Basidiomycota, Agaricomycetes, Boletales, Pisolithaceae. The record is from RefSeq and is a predicted model, not a curated record. Bases 253 to 2541 code for a protein of 762 amino acids.